This is a messenger RNA of Sceloporus undulatus (fence lizard), 7526 nucleotides long. RefSeq names its product TIMP metallopeptidase inhibitor 3 (gene TIMP3). Gene Ontology annotation, biological process: negative regulation of endopeptidase activity; negative regulation of membrane protein ectodomain proteolysis. The transcript is spliced from 5 exons. The record is from RefSeq and is a predicted model, not a curated record. Gene Ontology annotation, molecular function: protease binding; metalloendopeptidase inhibitor activity. Gene Ontology annotation, cellular component: extracellular matrix. NCBI's taxonomy places the organism in Eukaryota, Metazoa, Chordata, Lepidosauria, Squamata, Phrynosomatidae. The coding region runs from base 2657 to 3178 and encodes 173 amino acids.
UGGCUGGAGCGGGCCCCCAAACCGGGAACAAGGCACGGGUGGGGGCCCAAACCGGACCGGGACCGGGAGGGGCCCCCCCGAAACCGUGAUUGGCACGGGGGCCGCCGGGUUAUGGCAAGCCUAUGUGCAUGCAACACAAGGAACUUUUCAAGGGUGACUGUGAAUGGGGGAAGCACUUCUUUCUUGAUUAAAAGAAGAACAGUGGUUUGACUGACGAAAGGUCUAAGCAGUUGUGAUACAGCAGUUGUGAAAAAUGGGCAAGAAGUGGAAAAAAUAAGAUAAAAAACAGCAGAGCAAUAGUAGGUUAGCUGAAAAAAAAAACUGAAGAAGAGGAACACAGGAAGUUGCUUUAUCUUGAGUGACACAUAUCUAGGGCCCAGGAUAGAUGGGCCAAAAGUGGUGUACCGCCGCCGAUACUAGGGUUCCAGAGCAUGCAGCACCUGCAUGUUCCGGAACCCUAGCACGUCACAGCGGUGGCAUGCCAUCCACACGGGAGCCACCAUGAUGAUGUAAGUGACGUACCAUACAGAUGUUGCUGUAAGUCGCUUACAUCAGGAGUGCGCCAAUGGUGUCUGCACGGCGUCAGAAAAAGAACUCGUUUUUUCCGGAUUCUUUUUUGGGCAGAGGGACGCCGUGCCGUUUGGCUGCUGCAGCAUCCCUCUGGGGGAAAACUGGAUGCCUCCAGCCCACCCUGAUGGGAAGCGAUGUACCGGGCCUAGGCCAGGAUCAUCAGAUACUUUGACCAGAACCAAUACUCUGGGGUGUCAGUCAGAGGUGUCCUCACAAAUAAGAUGUUUGAAAUGGAAAUGCUAGAGACUGGACCUUUUGUAUUCAAAUAUGUUGUCUUCCACUGAUAUUUGAUUAUUUCUGAUGAAGCUAAAAUAAAGAAUCGUUCAGAUGUUUUUCUAGAAGUAAAAAUUAAUGAUGGAGAAGCAAAGAUACCUGUUUUAAGGCAGAGUGUUCCUCACCGAACCUGCCAUAAUGAAGUGUUCAUUAGAAACUUUCCAGUGGGAGCUAUAAUUGAGUAUUUAAUGUGCUUACAAUUGUUUGAAUGAAAAGAAAACCAUUCAGUUUGAAAUGAGACAGUAUACACAGUGUUGCUUCAAUUGAACAAUGUCACUUUGAAGUUCACACUUUAAGCUAAGUGUGUGGGAUUUCCCUGUCUGCACCAUCUGUUUGAUUCCAGUGAGUUGAGGAUGUACAGUAAUUUCAAGGACAAUUUAUAUAUUCAUAGUAUUGCCAUAGGAAAGGUCUUUCCAACAGAGAUCAGUAACUGAGGCUGAUGGAGUCUUGGCAAAUGGAAGGGAUUGCUUGCAGCUUAGUUUGAGAAAGGUUUGGCCCAUCACUCUUCAGGACCAGAAAAACUAGUCACUGGUUAGUGCUGAACAUUUUCCCGUUGUCUUAUGGUCAUCACUGCCCCUUUAGGAUUGCCAAGCAACAAUGGUAGGCUGGUUAAUGAAGUUACAGGUGGCAGAAUUCCUUGUUCUAUAUAGUUUUUAGAAACAGAUUAAUUAUCUUAUGGUUAGCUCUUGGCAACCCUAUAUGCCCUGACUCCUAGGGGGCACACAGACAACCAUCCAUUCUUCCCAUCCAUCUCUCACUUAGCUGCAUGAGAUUCCACUGGAUACAUUGACAUUUAUUCUGUAUUUAUUCAGUGUUUCAUAGUGCUGUGCCCCCUCUUUUCCAUUCCUUGGGGUUAGAUGGAGGAAUCUUAAGGCAAGAGUACUACCUUGAAAGGAUGCAAUCAUAUGUUUUCCUCAUUUAUUAAACUUGGGGGUAAUUUGUGCACCUGCAGUUGAUACUGAAUCUGUCAUACAUAAUGGAAUCACAAGCUACCCCUUAUACCAUCAUCCUUGUAACAUCACUAAGGCCAAGCAGGGAUUCAAACCCUGGUCUCCAGAGUCAUGCUUCAGUGUUCAAACCACUAUACCAUACUGGCUUUCAAUUAGAAACUAGUUAAACCUAACUUUGAAUUUACAGUUUUUCUCUUCAGCUUCUGUGCAUUAAAUUACAAUGAAUAAGAGCAGCACAGUAUUUCCCCCCCAAAACACUGAUUUUCUGCACUCUGCAUUCCUGCUGCUGGUUGGGUAAAAUUCCAGACCAUGUUAAGAACUGAAUUGGAGGUCUCAUGCAGCACAAUGAAUGUUGAUUAUGAAUAGUCCACAUUCCUGAUGAUGUUUACACAAGCCCUUUCUGGAGGGGAAUAGCACUUGGAGAACAAAAUGCAUUAAACAAGGCAGAGAAAGCUGUGAUAUAAAUCAGUUCACUUGAUCGUGUUUUUCUAACAACCACUGAAGUGGUGGAUAGUAAUACUGGGUAGAAUAUCCCUCUCCUAUUCCAUGGGACCAGCCUAGUUACAAACAUCUUGUUCUUAAAUAGAAAGCACCUGCCAUACAUCCCAUGCAAAUGUUCUAUAGACUAAUAUUAAACAGCUAGGUAAAAAGCAGGGUAUAGUAGAAUCUUAGCCGUUUCUACUAAAUUAUUCUUGGUCAGCCAAUAGUUUAUAGGUGGGCCCAUUUGCUAGCAUUAUUAAUUCUAGUGUCCCAUUUUACUGAGUUUUUAAUUCCUGCAGCUUAUCUUCCCCAUCAAACCAUAAGAUGCUGAUUGUUCUCAAGGAUAUGCAGUAAAACCUGACCUGGAACACGGAUUAGCCCUGAUGGCCUUUAUCCGAGCCAAAGUUGUGGCAAAGAAGCUUAUGAAAGAUGGACCUUUUGGCACAAUGCGAUAUACUGUCAAACAGAUGAAGAUGUACAGAGGUUUUGACAAGAUGCCACAUGUUCAGUAUAUCUACACAGAAGCCUCUGAAGGUCUUUGUGGGGUCAAGCUUGAGGUCAACAAAUACCAGUAUUUGAUUACAGGCCGUGUUUAUGAUGGAAAGGUUUAUACUGGACUGUGUAACUUGAAUGAGAAGUGGGAUAGGCUGACUCUCUCCCAACGCAAAGGAUUGAACCAUCGUUACCAUCUAGGUUGUGGCUGCAAGAUUAAACCCUGCUACUACCUCCCCUGCUUUGUGACCUCCAAGAAUGAGUGCCUGUGGACAGACAUGCUCUCCAGCUUCGGUCAGCCAGGGUACCAGUCAAAGCAUUAUGCCUGCAUCAAGCAAAAGGAGGGCUAUUGCAGCUGGUACAGAGGAUGGGCACCUCCGGAUAAAACCAUCAUCAAUGCCACAGAUCCAUGAACAUCCAAACAUCUUUUUUUCUUGUUCUUUCCCUCUCAUGUGGCUGAGCAUUCUUUGGACACUAACUCAUUUCAGAUCAUGAUGGCAACCAUGAUAUUAGUGCCUCUUUCUUGCAAAUUUUAGCACUUCGAACUUUAAAAAAAAAACUAUGCCGUCUUAACUGAUGUUUGUUUUGUUUUGUUAUAAAUCACUUUUUUUUAAAGAAAAUUUACUCUCACCCAUUUUGGUCAGAAGAUAUUUGUCUGGGAACUUCUAUUUGCACACCAGAUGCAUAAGGGAGCUUUUGCUCUAAGUUAUAUAUCACUAUAUAUAUAGCAAUAUAAUCUAUAUUUUUGUAGGAAAACAAAAAUCUCAAAAAUUUCCCAGUUGACUAUUGUAUCACAGUUAAACCUCUCCUUCCCCCAUACUCUCUUCAUGGCUUGUUUUCUCACACGUUCAGUCCUUGGAUUAUGUAGAUAAACAUUUCAAAAAGCAACCAAUUAGGAUUAACAAUGUGAGCAAAUGUAAGAUGGACAUCAGAUGAAUAAAAAUAGAAAAUUAUUGAUGUUUGUAUAAGAUGGAGUACUUGGGUAAUUCAGCUGUUGUGUGAAUUAAAAGCACCCUAUCAAAAUGCCUGUUAUGUUUCAGAUGCAAAUCUUGAAGCUCCAUGGCAAUUCUGGGUUUGCACAUGGCAUGAAUAACAGAUUUUAAAAAUCAACACUAAUUAAUGAAGCUAAUCUCUUUUUUAACUGCAAAUGUAGAGCAAACCAAUUUAGAACCAAAACACCUCCAAGCAUUGUAAUUGUCCUAAUGUGGCUGCAGAGCUGCCCUUUCAUUAUCUAUUUCUAAAAAAACCCACUCCAAAUAGACACAAACAUAUCAAUACAAGAUAAAAAAAUAAAUAAACACACACAGAGUUAGUUGGACUGGGGGCAAGGGGAGGACUGGAAAAAGGAACAAAAGUUUAAACUUAAUGUUAUUAGUGUAAGAAAUCAGCUGCUUUGCUGAGUGAAAAUGUAUAUAGAUGUACUGACGUAAGCUAUUUUAGACAGAACAUGGAAUUGUUUCUUGCUACAGACUAUGAAAAAUUCAGUUAUUCUUUUCAAAGCAGCAAUCUUCACAUUCCAGGUCACUGGUUAGUGUUUUAUUUUUGUUUUAAUUCUGAAGAUGUUAGAACUGCAUUGGUUUUUACAGUAGUAAUAAUAAUCUGUGUUUUCUCCCUCCCUGUGCACUUCCCACCUCUCCUUCUAUCACAAUAAGGGCCAAUAUAAACAACUGUUCAAAGAAUGGUCACCAUGUUUUCCACUUUCAACAUUUUAUGUGAUGGAACAGUUUUGUGAAAGUGCCCACAGUGUUCGUAAAUUAUAAGAUUGGUCAAUAUUCUGAAAAACACGGCUUUUCAUGGUGUGGUAAUUCAUGAUUUUUGUUAUCCUGAAGCCUUUUCACAGUAUUUUGUGAGCACUGAAAGGUGAGGAGUUCACUCCUUCGAUAUUUUUUCCUCCUCUAUCUGUACCAAUAUGCAGAAUGAAAGCAGAAAUAGGUGUCUGAUAGGAUAGGCAGAGCAUUUAUAAAACCCCACUUCUCCUGUUACAGAAGGGCUAUCUAAAGCUCUAGAUCUCAACAGUUAAAAACCAAUCAUUUUAGAGGGUGUCUAUUUGAUUAAUGAAAUCUAUGGUCCUUAGGCUCACUUAAUUUUCUGGCAAUAAGGACACAGAACCUGACUCUCGCAUCUUCACUGUGGACUUUAUGAUUUGUUUGUUUUUAUUUGGAAAAUAUCAUAUAAAAUAUCUUGUGAAAGAAAUAAAAGUAUUUUACAUUUUAAUGUUGUUAAGGAGCAGAGUUACUGAUGGGAUGGGCAACUGUGUUUUACUGGAGUGGAGUGAAGAUCAGUUUUUCCCCUCUUUUUUAUUGUUAUUAUUUGUCUUACUAUGCUAUCUUCUGUUCAUUCCACCUCGGUAUUGCCCUACAAUAAAUAUAAGUGUGCAGAUAGCUGCUCCUUCAUUGCAGUGAAUAAAUGCUUAUUUGGAGGGGGCUUAAUGUUUGCAUUGUAGUCUGAAAGAUACUGUUUAUUUGGGGUUCAGGAUUUUAAAACUGGGUGGAUGGAAUUACUGGACAUAGAAAUUUGGCACUUCCUAAAGACCAUUAGACUACUUUUGUAUGACAUCUAGUUUUAUAUAGGAAGCUGUUUUAAUAUAAACAAGCUUUCAGUUAUUCAAUCCCUUGUCUACAGUUGCAUCCAGCCCUAGCCUGUGGAUUGAUUUAGUCCAGUUUUAUCACCAGAAACUUAUAAAGAGUGUUUUUGGUCUCAAGAUUUCAUCCUAUACAACAGAAUACAUUCAGUUGUCAUUUUAACAGUGGAACUGGAUUUCAGAGCCUGACAUUCAGAUCAAGAAAAGGGGUAAAAUGAGUUUUAUGAAGCACUGUGAGCACUGUGCCUGAUUUUGAUUUUGUACAGAUUCACCAGAAAGGAAACACAAACAUCAGGGUCAUUAUUGAGAAGAAAUACGGUAACUGGUCCUUUCACAGAGCCCCUGGUACAAAAUGGUUCUUGAACCAAUAUAUUAAAGAGUCCAAAGGGCUAAUGCUGCUGUCCUAAUGUUGUUCCUCCCUCAUUCAACCUAAUCCAUGGAGCUCUUCAAAGAGCACAGCCAUUGUCAUAUAGAACCACAAUUACAGUCUCACCAUAUUUUAGAUAAAACUGGUGCUGAGAAAGGACCCUUCUCUAUAUCAUAAAGUCCAUUAUAAGAACCUUGACUUUGCUAUACAAAUGCUUGCCACAGUAUAUUAAUACUCUCAUUAACUUUUCAAAACCUUUGUGCAGCUGUGCCAUAUCAUACAUGGUUUGAAGGCAGGAGUUCAUUUUCUAAGUAGUCAAUAGGUCUGUCAGUCUCUGUAUCAGAUCUUGCACCAUGUAAAAUUAAAUUGGGACUCCACUGAAGUCACCUUUCUUUUGAAAUGGGUUUAGUAAACUAGCUUAUGUUGCAGCAAUUCAGCAAACUAGUUAUAUGAAUUUCUGUAAGAGUAGAGGAGAGAAAUACCUUGUUUAGCAUGUGCUGCAGUGGUAAUGAUUAAGCUACAGUUUAUAAGCUUUCUGGAGAUAAACCUGGCUUCAGCUUGGUUUUUCCAGUUUCUGGAAACCAUCCUGGCUUGGGCUCAAAUCUUGAAAAGUGAGAAGAGAAAGCACUGCUCACUGAUAGUGCCAGGAUUCUGAUCUCUCUGGCCAAAUGGCAGCUGUAAAAGGUAAUGCUUAUUAUCUUUAAAAAGAAUGUUAAACCUAUAGCUGAGACAUUAUAGUAUUACGGUCAAUAUACUAUGGAAACCUCUUCACUUGCUAAGAAAAUAUGAGUCCUUACACACAUAGUAAUAUAUAUAAAUGCUUCAUACAGAACAGAUUAAAAUGGUCCACCCAGCCAACAAUGCUCUUUCUUUUUAUACAUGGAUUUUGAUAUGACACUGCUAAAGAUAAAAGUGAUUUGAGGGCAUCUUUCAUCUUACAAUGAAGAAAUCAUCAUAGAGGGUUUUUGGAUUUGUUUUUGCAUUUUAAUGGAAAGUUGAAUGGAGGGGGAAGAACAUGGCAAAAAAUACAUUUCUUUGGGGAGGACUCCAAAUUUUUAAGUGAAGUUACUAGAUUCAGUUAAUCUUUACUUAAAUCUAGAAAAAAAUACUAAUAAUAGUAUGUCAUUAAAAACUCUUACUAAUCUUUGCUUCAUUCCCUCCCAUAAGAACUCUUGCUAUCAUUCCCAUUUUAUAGAUUGCCAUGGUAAGAGUGGGACUUGAAUCAGGAAAGCCUGACCCAAGUGCAACCCUCUAUCUACCACACUGACUUUUAGCAUUGCAGCUGCUAAGCUUAGAUUUGCACUUGGAAUAUGGGCCUGAGCCAUACCUGUCAAAGUCAAUGGGUGCCUUCCCAUUAAUUUCAAAGGUUCUGAGACAAAGGUCUGUGUAAGCCCAGCUAAGAAACCCAGACUAUGCCAGAGUAAAGAUGCUUACUUUGAAGGAAGUCAGCAUAUAGCUGUGAUCUUAAAAUGUAAUUCUACAUAGACUUACUAAGGAGAACCACUGAUCUCAGUGAGGUUUCUGAACAUGAAGGCAUAGAACUAGGCCAUAAAUUUGUCUUUUGGUCUUUUCUGCAAUACUAUCUCUAACAAUACUGAAUAUUAGAGUGGAAGAAAACUCAGUCUGGGAGAAAUCUCCUCCCCAGAAGGAAUGUACUUUUUGCUAGGUUUUGUAGCACUGUUUACAGUUUUCCUCCUUGUUUUGUUAUUUAUAAAUUUAUAUUCAUUGAAUGUAUAUUGUCUUUUAAAGUAAUAAUGUUCACUUUUUAUAGUGUUCUUUUAUUCUAAAACAAUAAAAUGUUUUAUUUCUAUCA